CCGGAGGAGACCGAGGACAAGCGAAGGAGGAAAGAUGUCUCCGUUUACGAAGUCGCUGACCUUGUCGGCCGGGAGGAGAGCGGCAGCCUGUGCAGUGCGGCGCCACUCCUCUCUCACAGCUGAGCUGAUCGAAAACAUGGACAAGAAAGCCACCUGGGACCGCUUCUACGCCGAGAGCAGCAGCGGGAUGAGCGCCUUCAAGAACUUUGAGUGGUUCUUUGGCUUCGAGGCGGUCCGGGACUUCAUCAUGCCCCUCUUGCAGGCCGCGCCCCGCCCAGACGGCCUGCUCCAGGUCCUGGAUAUGGGCUGUGGCACCUCUGCUUUAGGGCCCUGCAUUUACCGGCACUCUCCUCUCCCGGUCCGGGUCACCUGUGCAGACAUCUCCCCCAUAGCCGUGCGACUGAUGCAGGAACAAGUCCGAGCCCAAGCCCUCCGAGCUCACAGUGCUUCCUCUCGGUUGGAGUUCGUGGAGCUGGACUGCACGCGGCUCCACACGCGCUACGGCGCUCGCAGCGUGGACCUCGUGGUGGAUAAGGGCACCACGGAUGCCUUGUUGAGGUCCAAGGCCGGGAAACGGAAGGCGGCUCUGGCGCUGCAGCAGUGUUUGACGGCGUUGAGGAGCUCCGGGUCUCUGCUCCAGUUCUCCGACGAAGACCCCGACGCCAGGCUGCUGUGGCUGGAGACGGAGGCGGGCGGGGUGGCGGCAGACGUCGGCGUGCACGAGGUCGGGGAGCUGCGGGGAAUGACGUACUACUGCUACCGAGUGACUCCUCGCUCGAUUGAGGAGAAACCUCCUUCAUCUGGGUGGUUGUAAUACUUCUACGUGUAAUAUAAAACGAGUUUUUCAUGAGGCGCAGACACGACCCGGAACGUCGGAGCCACCUGGACCUCCACGGUCCGGAACUGAGAGAGAGAGAUCCGGCCCGAGUCAGACCGCGGAGACAAGAGAUUCACUUGUUUAAAAGUAACCGGAAAGGGGGGGAAAUAUGAUAUUAUAAAAGCUUUAAUUUGUGUGUUAGAAUUACUUUUGCAGAGCUGGCAACACAGAGCUUAAUAAAGUCUGAGUCCGAACUUAAGAUCCUCCAGUUUCUGGAUCUCAAACCACUUCAACUAUCUAGAUGUUAGGGAGUCGGACUAGUGGGUCGGUGGUUCUGUUCGUCCCGGUCUCCUCUGGUCACUCCCCAGAGCUGCAGUCCCCAGACCAGCCACUAGAUGUUCUCAGACUCUUGCCAGUCCUGGUCCCAUGACGUCACCUGUCAUCAGACCCUAGAACGCCUAUAGAUCCACUUUAAUUAAACACCUGAAUGGAUUUUCUGCCUGCUUUCUCUACAUUCGGGUCCAGUUUGGCGUUUCCUGAGUCGUGUCCGUGUUUUAGGAAACGUUGCAGCACCAACACCUCAUCGUGUUGGUGCUGAUGGAGUUGAGCAACACAUCUGAUAAGAGUGGUGUAUUAUGGGUUUGCACAACUCCGCACUGCUGCAGGCGUGUGAGGACCUCACCUGAUGAACUCACCUGUCGGUAUUAGAGUCUGCAGUCUCAUCCUGCUGACAGCAGAGACUCGGCGCCCUCUAGUGGACCGGAACAGCAACUGUUUAUGUUGUAUUUGGGGAUGCCACAAUGGGAAAGUUCAAUAUGACAAAAGACAUUCACCAUUAAUAAACACAAUAUCUGUAAUGCAUUUUCUUAUUUAUUUGAUUAUAAUAAUUUAGGAUAGGAAUAUAUAAGCUUUUUUUUGUUUCUACCUGCACCUUUUCAGUCUCUGUUUUGUAUAUUAUGUGGAAUCAUAUUGUAUUGUCAUGAUUGACUGAAUAAAAAUACACAACAAGCACA
Pseudoliparis swirei is the source of this 1830-nucleotide messenger RNA. RefSeq names its product citrate synthase lysine methyltransferase (gene cskmt). The transcript has 2 exons. The coding region runs from base 35 to 814 and encodes 259 amino acids. The record is from RefSeq and is a predicted model, not a curated record. NCBI's taxonomy places the organism in Eukaryota, Metazoa, Chordata, Actinopteri, Perciformes, Liparidae.